Girardinichthys multiradiatus is the source of this 1444-nucleotide messenger RNA. RefSeq names its product aquaporin 10a (gene aqp10a). Gene Ontology annotation, cellular component: basolateral plasma membrane; plasma membrane. Gene Ontology annotation, molecular function: urea transmembrane transporter activity; water channel activity; glycerol channel activity. Bases 171 to 1067 code for a protein of 298 amino acids. NCBI's taxonomy places the organism in Eukaryota, Metazoa, Chordata, Actinopteri, Cyprinodontiformes, Goodeidae. Gene Ontology annotation, biological process: water transport; glycerol transmembrane transport. The record is from RefSeq and is a predicted model, not a curated record. The transcript is spliced from 9 exons.
GGCAUUAAGGCAAACCUGGAGAAACGAAAGAUAUAGUCUGCACAUCCUCGGCUGCUCAGGUGGAGAGGAUCAAUAAUUUUGCCCCAGGACUGUCCCAGUCUUCGCUAAAACUCAUCCCAUCAGCUCCUGAGCUGACGCAGAGAGGACAGUGUAAAGGUGGAGAACGAGCCAUGCAGAAGCUGUAUAUGCUGAGAGUGAGGGCUGCCCUGGUGAGAGAAUGUAUGGCUGAGUUCCUGGGAACGUUUGUUUUGAUGCUCUUUGGUUGCUCUGCAGCAGCGCAGGUAAAAACCAGCCGAGAAACCAAAGGCCAGUUUCUAUCGGUCAACAUGUCCUUCUCCGUGGGGGUGAUGUCAGCCAUGUACCUGACCAAGGGGAUCUCAGGUGCCCAUCUGAACCCAGCAGUGACUCUAAGUUUCUGUAUUAUGAGGAAGGUGAGAUGGGGAAGGCUGGUACCCUACUGCCUCUCCCAGGUGCUCGGGGCAUAUGUGGCAUCAGCACUGGUCUACGUAGUUUACUAUGAUGCUAUAAUGGAGUUUAGUGGAGGUGUGUUGACCGUUUAUGGCCCAAAUGAAACAGCAUCUAUAUUUGCCACAUAUCCAUCUGGGUACCUCACGUUAGGCAGGAGUUUCCUUGAUCAAGUUGUGGGGACUGGCAUGUUGAUGUUAUGCAUCCUAAGUUUGGAUGAAAGGAGGAACACCCCUGCUCCUUCUGAUCUAAUUCCUCCCAUAGUUGCAACGAUUGUCCUCGGGAUCUCCAUGUCCAUGUCAGCUAACUGUGGUGCUGCAAUAAAUCCUGCUCGCGACCUGGGUCCACGACUUCUCACUCUGACUGCAGGCUGGGGCACUGAAGUCUUUACGUGUUAUAAUUACUGGUUCUGGGUUCCACUUUUGGCUCCACUUAUCGGAGGCCCUUUAGGCUCCUUACUUUAUUUGGUCUUCAUCGAAUGGCAGCUGCCUGACCCAGAACCCCCUCAGAACCUCUCAACAGUUUCCACCGUCAGCGACAGCAUCAAAAAGCCUGCCACCAGUAAAACAAGAGUAACACAAACGACACAACUUCUUUUAUAGAAGUCUUAGUGGACAUUUGAGAUGCAUUCUCUAUCCACACAUUACAGAAGACCACUCAAACAAGUCUCUCUUGCCUGAAUGUCUUGCUGUCCGUCCUCCUCCAUCCAGUCUGGCUCCCUGUCCACACCUCCAAUGGUUCACUGUUAGGAUCUGCUACCAAGUACCACCUACCUCAAACACAUUGACUUUUUCACAGUGCUCCAACAACUGGGCCCUGUCAUAAGAGUGUCCAAUAUGACUCUAAAAGAACUGUAGUAUAAAGUUACACAAAUCUGCUAAUUUAGGAAUAUAUUUUUUCCUUUAUUGUUCACCUCUACCCUGUCAUAGUUUUUACACAGUGGUGUUGACUCUUAUAAUUAAAAAGUUUUUCCAAAGUA